Molecule: messenger RNA, 522 nt
Organism: Scomber japonicus (chub mackerel)
Lineage: Eukaryota; Metazoa; Chordata; Actinopteri; Scombriformes; Scombridae
Exons: 3
Coding region: 1-390 (129 amino acids)
Molecular function (GO): protein-disulfide reductase activity
Source: RefSeq, a predicted model, not a curated record
AUGAGAGUGUUGUAUGAUGGGCUUUGUCCCAUAUGUGUGACGGAGAUCCGGUUCCUCCAGUUCCUGCAGAAAAACCGGCCUGGGAGGGUAGAUUUCGUCGACAUUUCGCUUUCAGGCUAUGAUGGAGAGAAAUACAAGGGUGUCACCUAUGAGAUGGCCAUGGAGGAAAUGCAUGUGAUUGAUGAGAAAGAUGAGGUUCAUCGUGGAGUCCCAGCAUUUGCAGUCAUGUACAGCGCAGUGGGCCUCGGUUGGUUGGGUCGCUUCAUGAUGUGGCCACCUGUGAGACCAUUAAUGGACAAGUCCUAUACCAUCUUCGCCCAGAAUCGUUUAAAGUGGACUGGACGUGGGGAGGAGUGCACCACGGGACGCUGUGAAAAGAAAACACCUUGACUAUUGCCAGCAGAAAAAAAUAAAGUAUGUUAAAUAAGUAAAUUGACUGUGAAGAAGAACUGUAUAAUACCACGUGGCUGGUCCUGUUUAACCAGCUGCGUCUGUGAAAGUUGUAUAAUGGAAAUAUCAGCU